AGGUACUACUUAUGGGUAAAAGUGGCUCCGGCAAGACCAGCAUGAGAUCUAUAAUUUUUGCAAAUUAUAUCGCAAGGGACACCAGAAGAUUAGGAGCUACAAUCGAUGUGGAGCAUUCCCAUGUGAGAUUCUUGGGCAAUCUUGUCCUCAAUUUAUGGGACUGCGGAGGCCAAGAGGCCUUCAUGGAAAACUACUUCGCCUCUCAGCGAGACAACAUUUUCCGAAACGUAGAAGUCCUAAUCUACGUAUUCGACGUAGAAAGCACUGAAUUAGAAAGGGACAUGCACUACUACCAGUCCUGUUUGGAAGCCAUAUUGCAGAAUUCCCCCGAGGCCAAAGUAUUUUGCCUAAUACACAAGAUGGAUCUCGUGGCCGAAGAUCAAAGGGACAUCAUUUUCAAGGAAAGAGAAGCUGACAUCAUUCGCCUCUCCCUGCCUUUGAUUUGCACCUGCUUCAGAACGUCCAUUUGGGACGAGACUCUGUACAAAGCUUGGUCGAGCAUCGUUUACAUGUUGAUACCUAACGUUAAGGAAUUAGAAAAUAGCUUGCACCAUUUCGCUAAUAUAGUGGAUGCCGAUGAGGUUCUGCUCUUCGAGAAAGCUACCUUUUUGGUGAUAUCGCACUGUCAACGGAAGCAACAUAGGGACGUGCACAGGUUCGAAAAAGUCUCGAACAUCAUAAAGCAGUUUAAGCUGUCUUGUUCUAAACUGGCUGCGCAGUUCCAAAGCAUGGAAGUGAGGAACUCUGCGUUUGCUGCUUAUAUCGACAUGUUUACCAGUAACACGUAUGUGAUGGUGAUCAUGAGCGAUCCACAGAUCCCGUCUGAAGUCACUUUGAUCAACAUUAGAAAUGCUAGGAAACAUUUCGAAAAAUUGGAGAAAGUUUCCAACUCUGCUUCUAGCAUCGCUCGAUGA
Molecule: messenger RNA, 914 nt
Organism: Phyllotreta striolata
Lineage: Eukaryota; Metazoa; Arthropoda; Insecta; Coleoptera; Chrysomelidae
Source: the annotation of a GenBank genome assembly